Molecule: messenger RNA, 134 nt
Organism: Acaulospora morrowiae
Lineage: Eukaryota; Fungi; Glomeromycota; Glomeromycetes; Diversisporales; Acaulosporaceae
Source: the annotation of a GenBank genome assembly
AUCAAGACUACCACCUUAGUGACGAGCCCUCGAUUUUUCAGGGUUUUAAUUACGAGAAAUCUGAUAUUGCAGUUCCUGAAACCCAGAACCACAAUACGGAUAAGUCUGGAUUUAACCAAUAUCGUGAUAAAUGA